Balaenoptera acutorostrata (minke whale) is the source of this 5047-nucleotide messenger RNA. RefSeq names its product signal transducer and activator of transcription 5B. The transcript is spliced from 19 exons. NCBI's taxonomy places the organism in Eukaryota, Metazoa, Chordata, Mammalia, Artiodactyla, Balaenopteridae. Gene Ontology annotation, molecular function: DNA-binding transcription factor activity, RNA polymerase II-specific; RNA polymerase II cis-regulatory region sequence-specific DNA binding. Bases 209 to 2572 code for a protein of 787 amino acids. The record is from RefSeq and is a predicted model, not a curated record. Gene Ontology annotation, biological process: defense response; growth hormone receptor signaling pathway via JAK-STAT; response to peptide hormone.
GCCUCCUCGCGCGAGCGGCGCGCGCGCCCCCGUGGGCCCGGGCAAGAGGAGAGUCGGCGGCCGGAGCCGUCACCCUGGGCUGGACCGAGCGCAGGCGACUAAGCGCGGCGGCCCGGCCGAGGGAGGGAGAGAGCGAGCGGGCGGGCGAGCCAGAGAGCGGACGGGAGGCAGCCGCUGGCGCCUGAGGGGCCAAGCGAGAUUGUAAACCAUGGCUGUGUGGAUACAAGCCCAGCAGCUCCAAGGAGAUGCCCUUCAUCAGAUGCAAGCAUUGUAUGGUCAACAUUUCCCCAUUGAGGUGCGGCAUUACUUAUCCCAGUGGAUUGAAAGCCAAGCUUGGGACUCAAUAGAUCUUGAUAAUCCACAGGAGAACAUUAAGGCCACCCAGCUCCUGGAGGGCCUGGUGCAGGAGCUGCAGAAGAAGGCAGAGCACCAAGUGGGGGAAGAUGGGUUCUUACUGAAGAUCAAGCUGGGGCACUACGCCACGCAGCUCCAGAACACGUAUGACCGCUGCCCCAUGGAGCUGGUCCGCUGCAUCCGCCAUAUUCUGUACAAUGAACAGAGGCUGGUCCGAGAAGCCAACAAUGGUAAUUCUCCGGCUGGAAGUCUCGCUGAUGCCAUGUCCCAGAAACACCUUCAGAUCAACCAGACAUUUGAGGAGCUGCGACUGGUCACGCAAGACACAGAGAAUGAGCUGAAGAAGCUGCAGCAGACUCAAGAGUACUUUAUCAUCCAGUAUCAAGAGAGCCUGAGGAUCCAGGCUCAGUUUGCCCAGCUGGCCCAGCUGAACCCCCAGGAGCGUCUGAGCCGGGAGACGGCCCUCCAGCAGAAGCAGGUGUCCCUGGAGGCCUGGCUGCAGCGCGAGGCCCAGACGCUGCAGCAGUACCGCGUGGAGCUGGCCGAGAAGCACCAGAAGACCCUGCAGCUGCUGCGGAAGCAGCAGACCAUCAUUCUGGACGACGAGCUGAUCCAGUGGAAGCGGCGGCAGCAGCUGGCGGGGAACGGAGGGCCCCCCGAGGGCAGCCUGGACGUGCUACAGUCCUGGUGUGAGAAGUUGGCGGAGAUCAUCUGGCAGAACCGGCAGCAGAUCCGCAGAGCUGAGCACCUCUGCCAGCAGCUGCCCAUCCCCGGCCCCGUGGAGGAGAUGCUGGCUGAGGUCAACGCCACCAUCACAGACAUCAUCUCAGCCCUGGUGACCAGCACGUUCAUCAUCGAGAAGCAGCCCCCUCAGGUCCUGAAGACCCAGACCAAGUUCGCAGCCACCGUGCGCCUGCUGGUGGGUGGGAAGCUGAACGUGCACAUGAACCCCCCCCAGGUGAAGGCCACCAUCAUCAGUGAGCAGCAGGCCAAGUCGCUGCUCAAGAACGAGAACACCCGCAAUGAUUACAGCGGGGAGAUCUUGAACAACUGCUGUGUGAUGGAGUAUCACCAGGCCACGGGCACCCUCAGCGCCCACUUCAGGAACAUGUCCCUGAAACGAAUUAAGAGGUCUGACCGUCGUGGAGCGGAGUCGGUGACAGAAGAAAAAUUUACAAUCUUGUUUGAAUCACAGUUCAGUGUUGGUGGAAAUGAGCUGGUUUUUCAAGUCAAGACCCUGUCCCUCCCGGUGGUGGUGAUUGUUCACGGCAGCCAGGACAACAAUGCGACGGCCACUGUUCUCUGGGACAACGCUUUUGCAGAGCCUGGCAGGGUGCCGUUUGCAGUGCCUGACAAAGUCCUGUGGCCGCAGCUGUGCGAGGCGCUCAACAUGAAAUUCAAGGCCGAAGUGCAGAGCAACCGGGGCCUGACCAAGGAGAACCUCGUGUUCCUGGCGCAGAAGCUGUUCAACAGCGGUAGCAGCCACCUCGAGGACUACAACGGCAUGUCCGUGUCCUGGUCCCAGUUCAACAGGGAGAAUUUACCAGGACGGAAUUACACUUUCUGGCAGUGGUUUGACGGUGUGAUGGAAGUGUUAAAAAAACAUCUCAAGCCUCAUUGGAAUGAUGGGGCUAUCUUGGGUUUCGUGAACAAGCAACAGGCCCACGACCUACUCAUUAACAAGCCUGACGGGACCUUCCUGCUGAGGUUCAGUGACUCUGAAAUCGGUGGCAUCACCAUUGCUUGGAAGUUUGAUUCUCAGGAAAGAAUGUUUUGGAAUCUGAUGCCUUUUACCACCAGAGACUUCUCCAUCCGGUCCCUGGCUGACCGCUUGGGAGACCUGAGUUACCUUAUCUACGUGUUUCCUGACCGGCCAAAAGAUGAAGUGUACUCCAAAUAUUACACCCCAGUUCCCUGCGAGCCUGCCACUGCUAAAGCAGUGGACGGGUACGUGAAGCCACAGAUCAAGCAAGUGGUCCCUGAGUUUGUGAGCGCCUCUGCGGACUCUGCCGGGGGCAGCGCCACCUACAUGGACCAGGCCCCCUCCCCAGCCGUGUGCCCCCAGGCUCAUUAUAACAUGUACCCACAGAACCCUGACCCCGUCAUUGACAACGAUGGGGACUUUGAUCUGGACGACACGAUGGACGUGGCACGGCGUGUGGAGGAGCUCUUAGGCCGACCUAUGGACAAUCAGUGGAUCCCCCAUGCACAGUCGUGACCCCCCGUGGCCACCGCCAGCUUCUUCAUCCUCGCCGGAGGAGUUACUUUUGUGGAUGUUUUAAUUCCAUGAAUCGCUUCUCUUUGGAAACAAUACUCAUAAUGUGAAGUGUUAAUACUAGUUGUGACUUUAGUGUUUCUGUGCAUGGUGGUACCAGUGAAGGGAAUGUGAGUGUGUGGGUGUGGGUGUGUGUGUGUGUGAGAUUGCACGUUGGGCUGUUUCUUCCCCUUGCUGUCCGGAGUUUAGCUGCAGCACUGGGGCCACAAACAGAGGCUGUGGUUGUUUUAACCUUGUGCAGAAAGGCAGUUAGUUCCAUGAACCCUGGAACUUGGCCAUGUGUUUUAAGGGUGGCUGAACUUUGACAUGUGGCUGUUCAAGUGAGAGAAGGACAGAGGGAGGUGAAAGCACCUCGUGUCUGGUGAAUCUUUGUCACUGCGUCUGCCAAGCCAUUGAUACAUAAACAUGAUUGUCUCCACUUUUCUUCUGAAACGUAGAAGCUGCCUUUUCACAAAGAAAACCAGUCCUCCCUCCUUCCCUGUCCCCCAAUUCCCGUUUUCCUCGGUAGGGAUGGGAGAAGGGGGGACAUACCAGCAAUCGCUGGGGCAAGGGAAGACGUGGGUUUUCUGAUGGGUAGUGGCUUUUUAAAUAACCCGUAACCCAUCUAAAUGUUCUCUGCCUCUCCCGCUGACUCCCAGCCCCCAUGGAGUUGCCGCCUAGUCCCUAUGUGCGUACACAUGUGCAGACACGUUUGAUGAAGUAGAGGAAAGAAAAGAGAGUCACAUAACUAGAGCUUACAGUGUUGAUGUCCUUUGUGUCGUGGCCAGAGUGGACUGCCCAGCCCCGGCUCGCAGGCGCUGAGAACGUUGUCUUGUUACCCGGGAGUGGCCGUCCAGUCUGCCUGUCCUUCCUCUGUGCUGGUAGAGGCACAAGCGAGGCUUUCCAAAGGCUUAUUGAUAACGGCUUUUUGCAAAGGUUGAAUGGUGUUUUUGUUUCCAAAUUGGGACUUGUUUUUCCCUUCCCACCCUAAUUUGACAUCAGAAUUCUUUCUUCCUGCGUCAGGUCCUGUGCCAUUGAGACGCAGGUCACCUCUUUUCCCUUCACUGUUCGCACACAAUGUCUUGGGGAGUGGGUGGCAGGAAUGCGGGCUGAACCCAGGACCAGUGCGCUGCCACCCUGGUGCAGGGUGCUGGGUGUCGGCAUUUGGUAAUUUGGGGAAAUGCAGUCAGCGAGUUUGCUGAGAAGUUUGCUUUGCAAAAACAAAGCAAAACCAAAAAUCCUCGGCAUAACCUUAUCCAAAGUUUCUUCCGUGGCUUUACACCAGAAGGAAGGAAUGGGCCAUGGCAGGCAGGUGGGAAGAGGGGGAAGCAGGUAUAACUUUGGGGUUAGGCCCGUGAGGUCACCCCCCGCCCCCCUCCAAAAGAAGGGCCUGACCACACCCAGGAGAGAAUGGCCCUAAAAACAUUAUUUUUAUACAUGUGAGUAAAUAAACAUAUUUUUUUUACAAAAAUAACUUCUGAAUUUAUCAGCGUUUUGACGUUAAAGGAAAAUAUUCCUCUGUAGUAAAUUAUUUAUUGAAAGAGGACUUUUUACAAGCUGCUCUUUGCCCUAGCUUGGUUUCAUACACUGAUUUAUUUUUCUGUGCCGGGCAGUAGACCGUCUCUGCCUCUGAGGAGCAGGCUGACCCCUCCGUGGAUGCCAGCACCGACGCAGGAUGCUGCGAAGCCCCUUACGUCCCCUCAAGAUUUGAUUAAAAUCCCCCCUGAGGAUGGGAGUGUUGGGGAAAGAUAGGAAGCCUAGCUGCUCCUGGACUCAAAGAGACCUCUCGUGUGCCCGACACCCGGCACCCUGAGUGCCGGCCCUGGUUGUCACAGCAGCCCUGGGGGGCAGGGAUUGACCCACUUUCAGAUGAGCAGUGGGCCUAGCCGCAGGCGUGCCAAGGGCAGAGAUCUCACUGCAUAGUUAGCGCUGGGGUUGGGGGGACGGGUUCCCACGAGAGUGGCUGCCCCGAGCCUGGGGUUCCCGCGCACGUCCAGUGGCUGAGCUGUCCUCCGUUCUCCUGAGGCUAUGCCUGUAGAUGGGAGAGAUUUUUGACUGAAAGGUGCGCUUGCUAUCUGCAUAUAUCUUCUGUCUUCUCCCUGUUCUGCAAACCACAAGGAGAGGUGACGGCACGUCUUGACGGCCUCAGCCUCUCACUCGCUCCCAGACACACACAUGCACGUCAUCAAAAUGUUUCAAUGUGUGGUAUGUGCAGGGCUUUGUAGGGGGUGGGAGGAAGACUAAAAGUGAAUAUAACUUAAAAUGGAAACAUACUUUUUAUAAUUUUUCUUUAUAAAACUUCGUGAAAUUAUUUCAGAUACAGAUUUUAGUGUUGAGGCAGGUUAGUAUAUAGGCACCAAAAAAGUAUUGUGUACAAUUUGGGGCAGUCACAAAACUGUGUAUUUUAUGUUACAAUAAAUACUUCCUCUAAAUGGACAA